Messenger RNA from Cyphomyrmex costatus, 1107 nucleotides. RefSeq names its product transmembrane protein 115. NCBI's taxonomy places the organism in Eukaryota, Metazoa, Arthropoda, Insecta, Hymenoptera, Formicidae. Gene Ontology annotation, biological process: retrograde vesicle-mediated transport, Golgi to endoplasmic reticulum. The transcript has 4 exons. The coding region runs from base 1 to 1098 and encodes 365 amino acids. Gene Ontology annotation, cellular component: membrane; Golgi apparatus. The record is from RefSeq and is a predicted model, not a curated record.
AUGGCGGCGAUAAAAGGCCUGGGUAGGAAUAUUCCCUACUUGAGGCAACAGGCUGCGGCCCUGCUCGGUAAUACCAGCACCAGCGUCAAGACCAUCUGCGUGGUGGUGCUGUUCUCGUAUUGCCUGUCCUUCUCCAAGGAGGCGAUACGCAUCCUGAGCGUGACGCCAGGUUACCUGCUGCCGCCGGUCUUCUGGUUCUGGACGGCCUUCACCUUUUGCUUCCUCGAGAUACACUUCUGGGAGGUAUGCGCGGACAUCGUGACUGUCGGUUUAUGUGGCAAGUUGAUCGAGCCUCUGUGGGGCGCCUUCGAGAUGAUGACGUUCUUUGCCAUCGUCAACUUCGGUGUCGCAGUGCUCUCAGCGCUCUUCUACCUGUUUCUCUACAUGUGCACCAGCAACCCGGACUUGCUCUUCAGCAUACACAUACACGGUUUGACCGGCUACAUCGCAGGAGUUGCAGUAGCGGUGAAGCAAAUAAUGCCAGAUCAUAUCUUAAUCAAGACACCAAUUGGGAAGAUAACAAAUAGAAAUAUACCCUUAAUGGUAUGGAUUGUGGGAUUGAUAUUGUGGCUUAUUGGGUUACUAGAAGGUACUCAUCCCACCAUGUUUCUCAGUGGAUUAUUAAUAUCUUGGAUAUACCUGAGGUUUUAUCAAAAGCACAACAAUGGUACCCGAGGAGACAUGGCGGAUAAUUUUACAUUUGCGAGUUUCUUUCCAAAUGUUUUACAACCACCGAUAGCAGUAGUAGGUAACACUAUACAUGGAUUUUUUGUGCGUAUUGGACUGUGUCGAAAAGUAGUUAGAAGAUUUGAUAUGUCCAACACACCACCUGGCUUAGUUAUUAAUCUUCCUGGUAUUGAUCCUCACGACAGCGAGCGACGCCGGCAAAUAGCGUUGAAAGCGUUAAGCGAAAGAUUAAGCAGAGAUCACGCGAAACCUUGGCAACCGGACAGGACUAAGAAACACUCUCCAGUGCCUCCUGCGGUUUCCAUACCGAUACCUGAAUCCACUACACCCAAACCACUCGCGUCUCCACUCAUUCCACAAGUCAAUGUCAAUAUACAUAAUCAACAUCAUCCCUCUAGUAGCAAUACGUGAUUAUAUGAG